Closterium sp. NIES-65 is the source of this 5757-nucleotide messenger RNA. The record is from the annotation of a GenBank genome assembly. NCBI's taxonomy places the organism in Eukaryota, Viridiplantae, Streptophyta, Zygnematophyceae, Desmidiales, Closteriaceae.
AUGGACGUGGACGUAGAAAUGGACGUGGACGUGGACGUGGUUGUGGACGUGGACGUGGACGUGGAGGUGGAAGUGGACGUGGAGGUGGACGUGGACGUGGACGUGGACGUGGAAGUGGACGUGGACGUGGACGUGGACGUGGAGGUGGACGUGGACGUGGACGUGGACGUGGACAUGGACGUGGACGUGGACGUGGACGUCGAAAUGGACAUGGACGUGGACGUGGACGUGGACGUGGACGUGGACGUAGAAAUGGACGUGGACGUGGACGUGGACAUGGACGUGGACGUGGACGUGGACAUGAACAUGGACGUGGACGUGGACAUGAACAUGGACGUGGACAUGGACAUGGACGUGGACGUGGACGUGGACAUGGACGUGGACGUGGACGUGGACGUGGACGUGGACGUGGACAUGGACGUGGACGUGGACGUGGACGUGGACGUCGAACUGGACGUGGACGUGGACGUGGACCUGGACGUGGACCUGGACGUAGACAUGGACGUGGACGUGGACGUGGACGUGGACGUGGACGUGGACAUGGACGUGGACGUGGAAGUGGACGUGGACGUGGACAUAGAAAUGGACGUGGACGUGGACGUGGACGUGGACAUGGACGUGGACGUGGAAGUGGACGUGGACGUGGACGUGGACGUAGAAAUGGACGUGGACGUGGACGUGGACGUGGACGUGGACGUGGACGUGGACGUGGACGUGGAAAUGGACGUGGACGUGGACGUGGACGUGGACGUAGAAAUGGACGUGGACGUGGACGUGGACGUGGACAUGGACGUGGACGUGGACGUGGACGUGGACGUCGAAGUGGACGUGGACGUGGACCUGGACCUGGACGUGGACCUGGACGUAGACAUGGACGUGGACGUGGACAUGGACGUGGACGUGGACGUGGACAUGGACAUGGACGUGGACAUGGACAUGGACGUGGACGUGGACAUGGACCUGGACGUGGACGUGGACGUCGAAAUGGACGUGGACGUGGACGUGGACGUGGACGUGGACGUAGAAAUGGACGUGGACCUGGACCUGGACGUGGACGUGGACGUGGACCUGGACGUGGACGUGGACGUGGACGUCGAAAUGGACGUGGACGUGGACGUGGACGUGGACGUAGAAAUGGACGUGGACGUGGACGUGGACAUGGACGUGGACGUGGACGUGGACAUGGACAUGGACGUGGACAUGGACAUGGACGUGGACGUGGACGUGGACAUGGAAGUGGACGUGGACGUGGACGUGGACGUAGAAAUGGACGUGGACGUGGACGUGGACGUGGAAGUGGACGUGGACGUGGACGUGGACAUGGACGUGGACGUCGAAGUGGACGUGGACGUGGACCUGGACCUGGACGUGGACCUGGACAUAGAUGUGGACGUGGACGUGGACGUGGGCGUGGACGUGGACGUGGACGUGGACGUGGAAGUGGACGUGGACGUAGAAAUGGACGUGGACGUGGACGUGGACGUGGACGUGGACGUGGACGUAGACGUGGACGUAGAACUGGACGUGGACGUGGAUGUGGACGUGGACGUGGACGUGGACGUGGAAGUGGACGUGGACGUAGAAAUGGACGUGGACGUGGACGUGGACGUGGACGUGGACAUGGACGUGGACGUGGACGUGGACGUAGAAAUGGACGUGGACGUGGACGUGGACGUGGACGUGGACGUGGACAUGGACCUGGACGUGGACGUGGACGUGGACGUCAAAGUGGACGUGGACGUGGACCUGGACCUGGACGUGGACGUGGACCUGGACGUGGACGUAGACGUGGACGUGGACGUGGACAUGGACGUGGACGUGGAUAUGGACAUGGACGUGGACGUGGACAUGGACGUUGACGUGGACAUGGACGUGGACGUGGACAUGGACGUGGACGUGGACGUGGAAGUGGACGUGGACGUGGACGUAGAAAUGGACGUGGACGUGGACGUGGACGUGGACAUGGACGUGGACGUGGACGUGGACGUGGACGUCGAAGUGGACGUGGACGAGGACGUGGACGUGAACGUGGACGAGGACGUGGACGUGGACGUGGACGUGGAAAUGGACGUGGACGUGGACGUGGACGUCGAAAUGGACGUGGACGUGGACGUGGACGUGGACGUGGAUGUAGAAAUGGACGUGGACGUAGAAAUGGACGUGGACGUAGAAAUGGACGUGGACGUGGACGUGGUGGUGGACGUGGACGUGGACGUGGAGGUGGAAGUGGACGUGGACGUGGACGUGGAAGUGGACGUGGACGUGGACGUGGAGGUGGACGUGGACGUGGACGUGGAGGUGGACGUGGACAUGGACGUGGACGUGGACGUGGACGUGGACCUGGACGUGGACAUGGACGUGGACGUAGACAUGGACGUGGACGUGGACAUGGACGUGGACGUGGACGUGGAAGUGGACGUGGACGUGGACGUGGACAUAGAAAUGGACGUGGACGUGGACGUGGACGUGGACGUGGAUGUGGACGUGGACCUGGACGUGGACAUGGACGUGGACAUGGACGUGGACGUGGACAUGGACGUGGACGUGGACGUGGACGUGGACGUAAACGUGGACGUAAAAAUAGACUUUGACGUGGACGUAGACGUGGACGUAGACGUGGAUGUGGACCUGGACGUUGACGUGGACGUGGACGUGGACGUGGACGUGGAGGACAUGGAUGUGGACAUGGACGUGGACGUGGACAUGGACGAGGACGAGGACGUGGACGUGGACGUGGACGAGGAGGACAUGGACGUGGACGUGGACGUGGACGUGGACGAGGACGAGGACGUGGACGUGGACGUGGACGUGGACGUGGACGAGGACAAGGACGUGGACGUGGACGUGGACGUGGACGUGGACGUGGACGUGGACCUGGACGUGGACGUGGACGUGGACAUGGACGUGGACGUGGACGUGGACGUGGACCUGGACGUUGACGUGGACGUGGACGUGGAGGACAUGGACGUGGACGUGGACGUGGACGACAUGGACGUGGACGUGGACGUGGACGUGGACGAGGACGAGGACGUGGACGAGGACGUGGACGAGGACGUGGACGUGGACAUGGACGUGGACGUGGACGUGGACGUGGACGUGGACGUGGACAUGGACGAGGACGUGGACGUGGACGUGGACGUGGACCUGGACCUGGACGUUGACGUGGACGUGGACCUGGACGUGGACGUGGACGUGGACGUGGACGUGGACGAGGAGGACGUGGACGUGGACGUGGACGUUGACGUGGACAUGGACGUUGACGUGGACGUGGACGUGGACGUGGACAUGGACGUGGACCUGGACGUGGACGUGGACGUGGACGUGGACGUGGACAUGGACCUGGACCUGGACCUGGACGUGGACGUGCACGUGGACGUGGACGUGGACGUGGAGGACAUGGACGUGGACGUGGACGUGGACGUGGACGUGGACGUGGACGUGGACGUGGACGAGGACGAGGACGUGGACGUGGACGUGGACGUGGACGUGGACGUGGACGUACGCGUGAACGUGGACGUGGACGUGGACGUGGACGUGGACAUGGACGUGGACGUGGACGUGGACGUGGACGUGGACGUGGAAGUGGACGUGGACGUGGACGUAGAAAUGGACGUGGACGUGGACGUGGACGUUGAAAUGGACGUGGACGUGGAAAUGGACGUGGACGUGGACGUGGACGUCGAAAUGGACGUGGACGUGGACGUGGACGUGGACGUGGACGUGGACGUGGACGUGGACGUAGAAAUGGACGUGGACGUAGAAAUGGACGUGGACUUAGACGUGGAAGUGGACGUGGACGUGGACGUAGAAAUGGACGUGGACGUGGACGUGGACGUGGACGUGGACGUGGAAGUGGACGUGGAGGUGGACGUGGACGUGGACGUGGACGUGGAAGUGGACGUGGACGUGGACGUGGACGUGGAGGUGGACGUGGACGUGGACGUGGACGUGGACAUGGACGUGGACGUGGACGUGGACGUCGAAAUGGACGUGGACGUGGACGUGGACGUGGACGUGGACGUAGAAAUGGACGUGGACGUGGACGUGGACAUGGACGUGGACGUGGACGUGGACAUGAACAUGGACGUGGACGUGGACAUGAACAUGGACGUGGACAUGGACAUGGACGUGGACGUGGACGUGGACAUGGACGUGGACGUGGACGUGGACGUGGACGUGGACGUGGACAUGGACGUGGACGUGGACGUGGACGUGGACGUCGAACUGGACGUGGACGUGGACCUGGACCUGGACGUGGACCUGGACGUAGACAUGGACGUGGACGUGGACGUGGACGUGGACGUGGACGUGGACGUGGACAUGGACGUGGACGUGGAAGUGGACGUGGACGUGGACAUAGAAAUAGACGUGGACGUGGACGUGGACGUGGACAUGGACGUGGACGUGGAAGUGGACGUGGACGUGGACGUGGACGUAGAAAUGGACGUGGACGUGGACGUGGACGUGGACGUGGACGUGGACGUGGACGUGGACGUGGACGUGGAAAUGGACGUGGACGUGGACGUGGACGUGGACGUAGAAAUGGACGUGGACGUGGACGUGGACGUGGACAUGGACGUGGACGUGGACGUGGACGUGGACGUCGAAGUGGACGUGGACGUGGACCUGGACCUGGACGUGGACCUGGACGUAGACAUGGACGUGGACGUGGACAUGGACGUGGACGUGGACGUGGACAUGGACAUGGACGUGGACAUGGACAUGGACGUGGACGUGGACAUGGACCUGGACGUGGACGUGGACGUCGAAAUGGACGUGGACGUGGACGUGGACGUGGACGUGGACGUGGACGUAGAAAUGGACGUGGACCUGGACCUGGACGUGGACGUGGACGUGGACCUGGACGUGGACGUGGACGUGGACGUCGAAAUGGACGUGGACGUGGACGUGGACGUGGACGUGGACGUAGAAAUGGACGUGGACGUGGACGUGGACAUGGACGUGGACGUGGACGUGGACAUGGACAUGGACGUGGACAUGGACAUGGACGUGGACGUGGACGUGGACAUGGAAGUGGACGUGGACGUGGACGUGGACGUAGAAAUGGACGUGGACGUGGACGUGGACGUGGAAGUGGACGUGGACGUGGACGUGGACAUGGACGUGGACGUCGAAGUGGACGUGGACGUGGACCUGGACCUGGACGUGGACCUGGACGUAGAUGUGGACGUGGACGUGGACGUGGGCGUGGACGUGGACGUGGACGUGGACGUGGAAGUGGACGUGGACGUAGAAAUGGACGUGGACGUGGACGUGGACGUGGACGUGGACGUGGACGUAGACGUGGACGUAGAACUGGACGUGGACGUGGAUGUGGACGUGGACGUGGACGUGGACGUGGAAGUGGACGUGGACGUAGAAAUGGACGUGGACGUGGACGUGGACGUGGACGUGGACGUGGACGUGGACGUAGAAAUGGACGUGGACGUGGACGUGGACGUGGACGUGGACGUGGACAUGGACCUGGACGUGGACGUGGACGUGGACGUGGACGUCAAAGUGGACGUGGACGUGGACCUGGACGUGGACGUGGACCUGGACGUGGACGUGGACGUGGACGUGGACGUGGACGUGGACAUGGACGUGGACGUGGAUAUGGACAUGGACGUGGACGUGGACAUGGACGUUGACGUGGACAUGGACGUGGACGUGGACAUGGACGUGGACGUGGACGUGGAAGUGGACGUGGACGUGGACGUAGAAAUGGACGUGGACGUGGACGUGGCAGGGACAUAG